Messenger RNA from Ricinus communis (castor bean), 1250 nucleotides. Its product is annotated as auxin-induced protein AUX28. NCBI's taxonomy places the organism in Eukaryota, Viridiplantae, Streptophyta, Magnoliopsida, Malpighiales, Euphorbiaceae. The coding region runs from base 272 to 1006 and encodes 244 amino acids. Gene Ontology annotation, molecular function: protein binding. Gene Ontology annotation, cellular component: nucleus. The record is from RefSeq and is a predicted model, not a curated record. Gene Ontology annotation, biological process: regulation of DNA-templated transcription. The transcript is spliced from 5 exons.
UUGUUUGUAUUAUUAUUAUUGUUACCAAUAUUACUAUAUCUCAUAAAAGUCACUGUUUCUUUUAUCUCUCAAACAUUUCAAUAACACCAAUUCAAGAAUCAUAACCCAUUUAGCUACCUAGAGUUGGUACACAACCUACAUGAGCUAAAGUUAGAGAGAGAGGGAGAGAGAGAGAGAGAGAGAGAGAAUAGAAAAGAAAGAAAAGAAAGUGGGGUUAGAGAGAGAAAGGGAGAGAUUGAGUUCUUGAAAGCUAGAAAGGCCAAAACUGAUCAUGGAAGUAGUAGAGCAGGCAGCAACAAAGAUGGGUUUUGAAGAGACUGAACUGAGGCUAGGGCUACCAGGAAAUGUUGGAGGAGGAGGGAGUAGUACUACAAAUACUGCUAGUGAAGGAGAGGUGGCAAGAAAGAGAGGAUUCUCUGAAACUGUGGAUUUGAAGCUUAAUCUUUCUUCGAAAGAACCAGGGAUCGAUCCAAAUGACAAUACUAAAACAAUAUCAAGAGAAAACAAUCUUCUCAGCGCCGAUGAUCCAGCCAAGCCUCCAGCUAAGGCACAAGUAGUCGGUUGGCCUCCAGUCCGUUCAUUCCGAAAGCACAUGUUAACUGUGCAAAAGAGCAGCAAUGAGGAGACUGAGAAGCUUGGUCUCAAUCCAACCUUUGUCAAGGUUAGCAUGGACGGGGCACCUUAUCUCCGAAAAGUGGACCUGAAGAUGUACAAGAGCUACCAGGAGCUCUCUGAUGCCCUAGGAAAGAUGUUCAGUUCCUUCACCAUAGGGAACUGUGGAUCCCAAGGAAUGAAAGAUUUCCUGAAUGAGAGCAAGCUCAUAGAUCUUCUCAAUGGAACUGACUAUGUUCCAACUUAUGAAGAUAAGGAUGGUGACUGGAUGCUUGUUGGGGAUGUCCCAUGGAAGAUGUUUGUUGAAUCAUGCAAGCGACUGCGAAUAAUGAAAGGAACUGAGGCGACUGGACUUGCACCAAGGGCCAUGGAAAAACGCAAGAACAGAAGCUAAAUGAGUGGCCAACCACAGCCUGCUCACUGUGAAGGGGGAAGAAAAAUAGCUACUUGAAAAGCCCACAGAUGGAUUGAGCAGGUUGUUAGGGUUGUUUCUGUAUUGCUAUUAAUUAUAAUACUAUGGUUUGUUUUAUAUAUUAUAAAUAUAUAUACUUUAUUACUAUUUGUGGAGAUAUUUUGAGUGUUAGUUAUUGUGGACAGGAACAUUAAUGACUUUUAAAAGUUUUAAGACCUGGUUAUCA